CAUACUCGAGAGCCCCACCCUUACAUUGGUAGCGACUGAAGCUCGAUGAGCCUCUACUACUUCAAUCACUACCAACACAUCAAAGAACCCCCAGAAGAGGUGAAGAUUAGAAGUCUAUUUAUUUGGGAAGAAAAGUUUUGAAUUUCAAAUAGACAGGUACACACCACUAAGGCAUAAUUCAAGUGUUUUUUUUUUUUUUGUGAAUAGUUUUUACCUACGAUUGGGGUGGUCUGCGCGGUGAAUGCCGUAGACAAGAUUAGAUAUUCUGCAUUGAAGAGGUGAGCCUCUGGCUUAAUCUAGGAUUAAGUAUCAGACACAGUGGUCCUCAAAACGUUUCAAUUGGUCAAAAAGAAUCUUCCGGUAUUAGAACGAGUGAGCAAAAGAUGAAUUCGCAAACAAGUGUGGUCGGCGUUCAUUACCGAGUGGGACGAAAAAUUGGUGAAGGAUCUUUUGGUGUGAUUUUCGAUGGGAAGAACUUGUUGAACAAUCAACUUGUUGCUAUUAAAUUUGAGCCGAAGAAGUCGGAAGCUCCUCAACUUCGGGAUGAGUAUAGAACAUACAAAUUGCUAGUCGGAAGUGUUGGAAUUCCAAGCGUCUAUUACUUCGGCCAAGAAGGAUUGCAUAAUAUCUUAGUAAUUGAUCUUUUGGGGCCUAGUUUAGAGGAUUUAUUUGAAUGGUGUGGCUGCAAAUUUAGCGUCAAAACCGUUGCAAUGAUUGCCAAGCAAAUGUUGGAUCGUGUGCAAACAAUCCACAAAAAAAACCUCGUGUAUAGAGAUAUAAAGCCAGACAAUUUUCUUAUUGGCAGGCCUUGUACUCGAAAUACAAAUCUCGUAUAUGUUGUUGAUUUUGGGAUGGCAAAAUACUAUCGGGAUCCGAAAACUAAACAACAUAUUCCCUAUAGUGAAAGAAAAAGCCUUUCAGGAACAGCUCGUUAUAUGAGUAUUAACACACAUCUUGGUCGUGAACAAUCACGGAGAGAUGACUUGGAAUCAUUAGGACAUGUUUUUAUGUACUUUCUUCGUGGAAGCCUUCCCUGGCAGGGAUUAAAAGCUGCCAACAAUAAGCAUAAAUACGAAAAGAUAAGUGAAAAGAAACAAGCAACUUCGAUAAACGAGCUGUGCAAAGGUUUUCCCAAUGAGUUUAAUAAAUAUAUGACUUAUGUUCGUUCUUUGCAAUUUGAUGAAGACCCAGAUUAUGAUUACAUACAGGAAUUAUUUGACGAUGCUAUUCGAAAUAGUGGGGAAAGGAAUGAUGGAGUUUACGAUUGGAUGUUACUAAAUAAUGGCAAAGGCUGGGAGUCUGCAUCAUCUCACUUUUCAGUACUGGCAAUGAAACGAAGGAAAAAUUAUUUGGGAUUGAAUGUUGUGCAAAAUGAUGAUAACAGGCAGAAGCAAAGUAAUGUUCAGUCUCAAAACACACGUUUGAACUCAGCGUAUAAGAGUGGCCUCCAGAAAAAUUAUAACUCAUUUGAAUCGGGGUCAAGGAAUCAGCAACUUUUAUGUACCCGACGGGAGCAGUCAGCCUCCAAAAAUACCAUUUAUCCGCAGUCAUCUGCCCGAGGGUAUGGACGGGUCCAACCAAUGUAUGCUUCUCGAUUGGCGGAUCGUCAGGAAGAUGCUAAUUAUGCUGAUGUCAAUCAAAUUCACGAACGAAGGCAAAUGAGUUUUUGGGAUAUUUUUUGCUGCCAUUGCUUUUGAUGAUUAUUUAAUUUUUCACCAAAAUAACCUGUUUUCUGCGAUUCCUUCGUUUAAUGGCUGUAUACAGAUGUCCUAAAUCCUUAACCGCAAGCACAGCAUUUUUGCUAAAGUAAUCUUGGGAUUUUGUAGUGCCGAACAAUUCUUUAAUAUUUUCAGGUGUCAAUAGCGAAAUCUAGACUUUUACAAAAGGACUAGGUGAAUUACCUUUUACGUACGCUAAAAUCGAUACUAGACAUGUUGUAUUCAAUGGGUUAGCUUACGAUAAGGACAACAUUCAUUUAUGGGAAUAAGUUACGUAUGAACUAAGAAUGAAAUUUAUUGUAUAUAUAA
Schizosaccharomyces octosporus yFS286 is the source of this 2027-nucleotide messenger RNA. Its product is annotated as CK1/CK1/CK1-G protein kinase Cki2. Gene Ontology annotation, cellular component: cytoplasm; nucleus. Bases 384 to 1697 code for a protein of 437 amino acids. Gene Ontology annotation, molecular function: protein serine/threonine kinase activity; ATP binding. The transcript is spliced from 2 exons. Lineage: Eukaryota; Fungi; Ascomycota; Schizosaccharomycetes; Schizosaccharomycetales; Schizosaccharomycetaceae. The record is from RefSeq and is a predicted model, not a curated record. Gene Ontology annotation, biological process: signal transduction; endocytosis; peptidyl-serine phosphorylation.